GACGCCCAAGUAGGACGGUUACCAGGACACUGAGCCGCAGAGGGCACCACGGGAGGGGCGGGAAGCCAGGCGUUUGCCCUCCGGCCACGGGAAAAGGGGCUACUGCACCCGCCCGGCUCUGACCAUGAUGUUCCCCGGCCUCCUCGCGCCCCCCGCGGGGUAUUCCAGCCUCCUGCGACCCACGCCCACCUUAACACUGCCCCAGUCCCUUCAAUCUGCAUUUUCUGGCCACUCUAGUUUCCUAGUGGAAGAUUUGAUCCGCAUCAGUCGGCCCCCUGCCUACCUGCCUCGCAGCGUACCCACUGCCAGCCUGUCACCCCCCAGGCAGGAGGCCCCCACAGUCCUCGCUGACUCGGGGACCUCGGACCUGGGCUCUCCGGGGCCCGGGAGCCGGCGUGACAGCUCUCCACAGACUGCCCUCUCCCCUGCCAGCGAGCCCACGUUCUUGAAGUUUGGGGUGAACGCCAUCCUCUCAUCCGCGCCCAGAAGAGAAACAUCGCCGGCUUUGCUGCAGAGCCCCCCUCCUAAGACGUUCGCCUUUCCUUACUUCGAAGGCUCCUUCCAGCCCUUCAUUAGAUCCUCCUAUUUCCCAGCGUCCUCCAGCGUGGUGCCCAUCCCUGGAACGUUCUCCUGGCCGCUAGCCGCUCGCGGGAAGCCUCGCCGGGGCAUGCUGCGCAGAGCUGUGUUCUCCGACGUGCAGCGCAAAGCCCUGGAGAAGACGUUCCAGAAGCAGAAAUACAUCAGCAAGCCGGACCGGAAGAAGCUGGCGGCCAAGCUGGGCUUGAAGGACUCGCAGGUGAAAAUCUGGUUCCAGAAUCGACGCAUGAAGUGGCGGAACUCGAAAGAGCGCGAGCUCCUGUCUAGCGGGGGCUGCCGAGAGCAGACCCUUCCCACAAAACUAAACCCUCACCCAGACCUUAGCGACGUAGGCCAGAAGGGCCCUGGGGAUGAGGAGGAAGACAUCCCGGGUCCCUGCCUGGCCUACCAUGCGCCCCCUGACCCUCGACACCUGCUGGAAGGGCCCCUGCCCGGCUCUCCUGCGCACUCCAGCAGUCCGGGGAAACCCUCGGACUUCUCUGAUUCCGAUGAGGAUGAAGAGGGCGAGGAGGACCAGGAAAUCACCGUGUCCUAGGAGCCCCUCUGGCUCCCGGCUCCCGGACUGCUGCGAUUUUAAAAUUGGAGAGGGAGCGCCCACUCAGUGACUGCCUCUGUACAGGAGCCUGGACGCUGCCUCUUGUCACCACCUACCCACUACCUUCUCAGGGGUGCCACAGCCCUUUCCGCUGUCCCAAAGAGACAUUUCCUUGCUCCAUGCUGCCACCUCCAAACAGUCUUAACUCCCACAGGGGCCACAUGGUGUCUAUUUAUUGCAAACUAUUUUAGACAGGGUGUGCAGGGGGUGUGUGCGCGUGCGUGUGGAAGGGUGUCUCUAGUCCCACCGCCCCGGCUUACUGUGAGCCAGGUCCUGUCAAACACCAAGCCUGUGACCCCAACCUCCUAGAUGGUCAUCUUCCCGCAAGGAGUAGCAGCCAGUCGUUCUGUUUUCUCACCAUGAGGGUAGAGAGCACAAGAAAUUCCAAAAGAGAAUGAAUGAGGGCACGGUUAUGCCUUCCCACCUAAGAGGAAAGCACCAGCGAGCAUGAGCAUCUCACGUCUGUCCCUCCUGAUGCUCCUUUGGGGGAGGAAGUGAUUUCUCUCUGUAGAGAAGAGUGUGUCUCUAUUUCUAGUUGAUUCUGAAACAUUUCACUUCCUCCACACGUAGAACAUGUACACUCAGGACUCUGCUCUGUGUCCUUUUGUUAUUUUGGGGGGGUGAGGGGGGGUUGCAGGCUGCCAAGCUGCAGGCACUGGGGUGUGGACUUUUGUGCCUCUUUGAUAUUUUUUUCCACACAGCUUUGCUGUCUGCGCAGCUUUUAUGAGCUGUGCUCUCCUGUGUCUAUAUAUUUUGUAUGGAUAUUUUAUACUGAGGUUAUUGUGAAUGACCAGAAUGAAGGGCUGGCUACAUCUCUCUCAUUAUUUUUCUCUGCAAUGGUCUUUAAAGUUUAAAAGAUAGCUGUGUAACUUCAUAACUUAUAAGGAAAUGCUUAUUUUGUAUUUUUUACCAUGUAC
Messenger RNA from Peromyscus leucopus (white-footed mouse), 2109 nucleotides. It is a transcript of the gene Dbx1, whose product is annotated as developing brain homeobox 1. The coding region runs from base 125 to 1132 and encodes 335 amino acids. The transcript has 4 exons. Lineage: Eukaryota; Metazoa; Chordata; Mammalia; Rodentia; Cricetidae. The record is from RefSeq and is a predicted model, not a curated record. Gene Ontology annotation, molecular function: DNA-binding transcription factor activity, RNA polymerase II-specific; DNA binding. Gene Ontology annotation, biological process: cell differentiation in spinal cord; regulation of transcription by RNA polymerase II.